Molecule: messenger RNA, 2743 nt
Organism: Dipodomys ordii (Ord's kangaroo rat)
Lineage: Eukaryota; Metazoa; Chordata; Mammalia; Rodentia; Heteromyidae
Gene: Grsf1
Product: G-rich RNA sequence binding factor 1
Exons: 11
Coding region: 90-1358 (422 amino acids)
Biological process (GO): regulation of RNA splicing
Cellular component (GO): nucleoplasm; ribonucleoprotein complex
Molecular function (GO): RNA binding
Source: RefSeq, a predicted model, not a curated record
CCCGCUCCACGGCCUCGGAUUCCGCUUCCCCAGCGCCCGCGCGGCCGCGGCAGUCGCCGCUUUCAGGCCCCGAGUCGCCUUCGGAGUCCAUGGCCGGGACGCGCUGGGUCCUCGGGGCGCUGCUCCGGGGCUGCGGCUGUAACUGCAGCAGCUGCCGGCGCACGGGCGCCGCGUGUCUACCCUUUUACUCGGCGGCCGGCUCCUUCCCCUCGGGCGUGUCGGGCCGGCGCCGCCUGCUGCUGCUGAUUAUUGAAGCUGAGGCGAGGAGGAUGGAAUCCAAAACUACCUAUCUGGAAGACCUUCCACCACUGCCUGAGUACGAAUUGAGCUCAUCUAAGUUAGGGGAGGAAGUGGAUGAUGUUUAUCUCAUUCGAGCUCAAGGAUUGCCUUGGUCAUGCACUGUGGAAGAUGUACUUAACUUUUUCUCAGACUGCAGAAUCCGAAAUAGUGAGAAUGGAAUACAUUUCCUCUUAAACAGAGAUGGGAAGCGAAGGGGAGAUGCCUUAAUUGAAAUGGAGUCAGAGCAGGAUGUGCAGAAAGCCUUAGAAAAGCACCGGAUGUACAUGGGCCAGCGGUAUGUGGAAGUCUAUGAGAUAAAUAAUGAAGAUGUAGAUGCCUUAAUGAAGAGCCUGCAGGUCAAAUCAUCACCUGCAGUAAAUGAUGGCGUGGUUCGCUUGAGAGGACUUCCUUACAGUUGCAAUGAAAAAGACAUUGUAGACUUCUUUGCAGGACUGAAUAUAGUAGACAUUACUUUUGUAAUGGACUAUAGAGGGAGAAGGAAAACAGGGGAAGCCUAUGUACAGUUUGAAGAACCAGAAAUGGCCAGCCAAGCUCUUUUGAAACACAGGGAAGAAAUUGGUAACCGAUACAUAGAGAUAUUUCCAAGCAGAAGGAAUGAAGUUCGAACGCAUGUUGGCUCUCAUAAGGGAAAGAAAAUGGCAUCUUCUCCUACUACUAAGUACAUAACUGAGCCAGAAAUGGUAUUUGAAGAGCAUGAAGUAAAUGAGGAUAUGCGACCCGUGACAGCUUUUGAAAGUGAGAAGGAGAUAGAAUUGCCAAAAGAGAUGUCAGAAAAGCUUCCAGAGGCUGUGGAUUUUGGAACUACGCCUUCAAUGCAUUUUGUCCACAUGAGAGGAUUGCCUUUCCAAGCCAAUGCGCAGGACAUUAUAAAUUUUUUUGCUCCACUGAAGCCUGUAAGAAUCACCAUGGAAUACAGUUCCAGUGGGAAGGCCACUGGCGAAGCGGAUGUGCACUUUGAUACCCAUGAGGAUGCUGUUGCAGCUAUGCUCAAGGAUCGUUCCCAUGUUCAGCAUAGAUAUAUUGAGCUGUUCCUAAAUUCAUGUCCAAAAGGAAAAUAAGACUUCCAUGGACUUCAUAUAAUAAGAGUGAAGCAAGAAGCAUUUCAUUUGCACAUCGUCCUUGGAUAUGGGAUAUUAAGUUCCAGUUUACUGGUAUCAACUACUAGAGAAAGGAUUUUUAGAUUUUGGAUUUAUUGCUUAUAAGAAAAAUUCAUGAUGGAUUGUUUAGAAAGAUAGCUUGAAAUUAUGAGAUAGACCACAAAAUUUCCAUUUAAACUAUCCAGGAUCUGAUUAAGAAAAUAUGGUCUUUAUUUUACAUAAUUAAAGUUUUUUUUCUUGAGUAUUUGCUACCAGUUGUAAAGACUAUAUAUUCAGCACUAUACUUGAAGGUCUUUUUCCUCCCAUUUCAAAAGUUAAUCUGUUCAAAGUUUUUCUUUUUCUUCUUCAAAGUUUUAUGGGUUUUUUUUUGCCUAUGAAUUGAGAGCUCCAAUAUAAAACUUCUCAUGUAUAAUGAUGGUUUAUUAUAAGCAAGACCAACAUAAGAGAAGGUUUCAGAUCUUUAAACAAGUAUGGUUUGGCAAAAUAGUUUUCAUUUUUGCUGUAUUUGAUUGCAUAAAUAGGGGUAAAAAUGUUACAAAAAACCAAAAAACAUGGGUUAUUGAUUGAGUGCUUAUAUAUAGCAACUUGGCAGUUAUGUUAGAGUUUUGUCUUUCUAAGCCUUAUGCUAAAGGCAUUUAACAUUGGUGCCUGUCUACUUAAGGAGGAAGUCUAGUCUCAGAAGUUGUCUGAGUAACCUCCUUUUGGUUUGGGGUGAAUUUUAAGGGUGUUUUAUUAGACUAGGAAUUGUGUAAAGUGAUAUGUCAAGGCAGUACAGCCUGAUAAGAACAUAAAUGGCUUCACUUGAAUUUAAACCAGCUCUAUUAGAUAAGAAAAAAAUCUAAUCUCCUCAUUUGCUUUUCCAGUGGGUAGUACAUCCUAUAUUUUAGAACAAGUAGAGGUGACUUGCUUAAAAAAUAAUACUGUAUACUUAUGUGAAGGGUUAUGGACAAAGCUGUAUUUCUGUCACACUGUGGCAGUGCCUUCUGCUUUAAUAUUAAACAGCUUGUUAUUUAAAUAUUGGACAUAAUGGCUGGCUUCAAAAUGUAGUCAUUAAUAAACUUAACUUCAUGUGCACCUGUGUAGGAGAAUCAAAGUCCUGUAUGCUUUCCUUGCCUUGUUCCUGUUCUCAGGGUGACAGAUGCCACCAGAAGAUGCAAUUCUAGUUCUAAAAUUUGAAUUUUCUGAGAUUUCAGAGAAGUGAUAACCUGGAAGAGAGAUUAUGUCUUCUCUUAAUAUAAAACCAUCUUUGAUUACCAGCUAAAAUAAGAAAUCACUGUACUGUAAGUAGUGAAUAAAUGAAGGCUUGUUUCAGGCUAAAGAUUACAUAAAAGUAUUUAUUAUUGGAA